This is a messenger RNA of Folsomia candida, 3810 nucleotides long. RefSeq lists its product as uncharacterized. Gene Ontology annotation, molecular function: NAD+ poly-ADP-ribosyltransferase activity; protein binding. The record is from RefSeq and is a predicted model, not a curated record. NCBI's taxonomy places the organism in Eukaryota, Metazoa, Arthropoda, Collembola, Entomobryomorpha, Isotomidae. The transcript has 7 exons. The coding region runs from base 209 to 3103 and encodes 964 amino acids. Gene Ontology annotation, biological process: Notch signaling pathway; protein ubiquitination.
CAGAUACUUUCCAGCCAAAUUGGAAUCAACGACUCGAACUUGAAAAGUCGUCUGUCUCUUCUUUCUUCAGCUGUUGAGACUUUUUGCCAAAAAUUAUCGAGUCGUUGUUAGUUAAUUAAUUAGCAAUUCGCAAUGUGCUCAAAUACUUGUGAAUUUUCACGAUAAAGUUAUAUCUAGUUUCAGUCUCUGUGAUAAUACUCGAGUUCAAAUGGCCGGUAAUAUUCCAUCCACGACGUCGACGACAACGACGACAACGACGGCAACGACGACGACAAGUGGGAACCAGACUGUGACACACUUUACCUUAUCCAGUGGACCGACAACGUUGCCACCUACAUAUCAGCCGCUUUAUGCGGGUGUGAUACGGAUUACCGGUCGCAUUCCGAACCCUGGUGGUGCUUCCUCUUCUGGUAGUUCGACCCAGACAACAAGUAGUAAUGGCAAUCCAAUAGGAAUAGGAAAUUACCGACUGGCCAAUGCCAACCAUUUGCCAAAUUAUACUAUUGUUCAAGAGCAGGGGGUGAUGAGAGUCAAAUUUCAUACCGGUCCAAACGGUUCCCUGAACUUUGCCUUUGCUCCAAAUCUCCAGCAGGCCGGAGGGCCGAUAUACACCCAAGCUCAGACCGUCCCUACCACAACCUCUUCAACUUCGACAGUCCCGACCAUGAUCCCCGCUGGUAACCUUGUAUACAAUCUCAGUGGGACGCUGACAACUUCAAGGACCCCGAUAAUUUCAGGCUCGCCCCAACCGGGACAAAGUGGUAGAAAUUUGCCAUCAAACUUGAACGACCCAUCACGAGGCCAACAUCAACAAAACAACAACCAGCCUGCCCAACAAGUCCCGCAAGCAGGCGUGUUACCAGCGUCGGCGAUAAGGAGAAGGAAUAACGCAGUGGCAGCAUCAGGUCGACCCACGACUGCCUCAGUUCGACAUAUCCCAUACUCAUCUACAUCCACAUCGACGCCGGCGGCGACAUGGGUUAACUCACUCAUUGCAAGUGGUGCUGUAGGUGCAACUGGCGCUGUGGCUACUGCGACAACAUCACCAUCACCACGUGUGGUGCUUCCAAUGCCUCGUCUUUUCCCACCACCCCCACCGCCGACCGCGUCACCGAGCACUCCGCCAAACUGGGCGGCCAAUCAUAAUACAACACUGACUUGUCUUUCACCCUUCAAACUAUUCCCUGUCAACGAGAACACUGCAGAGUACAAAGUUUUAGCGGAUUUACUCCACCCCGUGAAAAUUCUGGGGGUGGAGCAAGUCGUGAAUCCGGAUUUAUGGGAAAGAUUCGUCGCCGCGAGAAAGGACAUGCUAAGAACGAAAAGUGACGAUCUUUUGCUGCUCAAGGGCCUUGGUCUGGAUGAAACGCAAGUCGUGAGAAGUGCUCAAAUGUCAUUUAAUCAUGAUAAGGACGACGCUGUUGCUGAUUCGCGAUACACAGACAAUAUGGCGCUACUCUUCCAUUGCACUAGAAACGCGGGGGGUAUUGACGCCAUAUUGACACAAGGAUUGGACGAGCGAGUCAGCAAUCAGAACCCGGGAUUGUUAGGAAGGGGAAUUUAUUUUGCGGAUAAUCCACAAAAAUCGGUUAAUUACGACGGCGGGUCGAACGUCAUAUUAGUCUUUGCGGUGCUUUUGGGGGAUUGUUUGUCAAUGGAUCAAUCUCAAAAUAAGAGGUUACUGGUGAGGGAGCCGGAGAAAGUAGAGUCGCAAAAGAGGAACUUUAAAGAUCAGUUCUUUGAUUCGAUAGUCGCAAGGCCGGGAACGGAUAACGAAUAUGUUAUCUACAAUAGAUAUCAGUGCUGUCCCCUCUACAAAGUCAAAUACCAACGCGGAGUAAUCCUUUCUCCGAACCAUAACAACUCCAGCGCCCUAAGCGAUCUACCCGCCUUUCGCCAGCAUCGCCCUCCAAUUGCAUGGGCCGCCCCGAGCACUGGAGUGGGACCUGCUUUACCUCCACCCACCUCAAGACAAGGCUGGCCAUUCUCAGCUCGCUACAUCUUUGCCCAGAUGGGUGUCCAACACCAAGAAGAAGAUGACUUCGACCUCAACAGCUCCAUGGCUGACGGCGUCGUUCCUUGCAUUCCCUCACCACCAAGUGAAGACUCUAUCGCAGAAAAAUUACAAAUGCUCGCGAAUCUUGGAUUCUUUGACAUUGACGAAAAUCGGAGAACGUUAAAGAAGUUUAACUACAAUAUGGAUCUUUGCGUUAACCAUUUGCUUGACCAACCAACUCCAAUGAUACUGGGAGAACCUCCUAUCCCCUUGAAAAAGACUAGCAUUCCCAUGUUUGACAUCGACAUGGAUGCCGAUAGCUCAGCCGACACUUCCGGCCCGUGCACGUCGGCACAAGCGGUACUAAGAGAUGCCAAGAAGUCGAACCCUGUCACGACUAACGACACAUUGUUGGAGGAGAGUCGACAUUGGGCGUUCAAUAGGGCAUAUUUGGCCGAUUCUACCCCAGUUGUAAAGCCAACUACCACAAGGAAGACCGUACCAUGCGCCACUGUAACUUCGGAGGUUUCGUCUACCACCCCUGAGCGUAUGGACUCCUGUCCCAUCUGCUAUGAAGACAUACCCUACAACUCCCCCACGUCAUGGGUCGAGUUGAAAUGUGCGCACAAGAUGUGUACCGCGUGUCACGCCAGGAUUAAAAUUACUCGGAGAACCAUGGCCGGCAUUGAAUAUACUUGUGUUAUCUGUCCAUUUUGUCAAAAUAUGACAGGCAUCAGAAUUGGCGACUGUCCAGAUGGGACCAUGACCGUGACGACGUCUGCCGGUCGAUGUGAAGGGUACGAGCAGGUGGAUGCAAUGAUGAUCGACUAUCGCGUGUCAGACCCACGUCACCCGCGCUUGCAUAGAGUAGCGUACUUGCCAGACACUCCCGAAGGACGGGAGAUCAUGGCUCUGCUCAGGGAGGCGUGGGAUCGGAGAUUAAUCUUCACCGUUGGCACGAGCAACACUACUGGACAACAGAACGUCUUGGUUUGGAAUAUUCAUCACAAGACGUCCGCUCGUGGAGGGCCGCAAACAUACGGGUAUCCAGAUCCUGGCUAUUUCGAAAGGGUAAAGGCUGAGUUGAAGGCGUUCGGGAUCCAAUGAGAAGAGAGACUGAUCAGUUGUGAGAGCUUAACUGCAACUGGGCGACAAAAACUAAGCGUGAUCUUAUAAAUCCAAAUGGAGAAAUGUGUGUGCCAUUUUGAUUUAAAUGGUGUUAUUAAUUAAUCAUAGGUGACAUAACCUAAAAAUAUAUAAUUCUAUAAUAAGGUAUGUAUCGAAGAUUAGAAAUGAAUACUGCAGAUUUAAUACAAAUUAAUUUAUUAAAUUAUUUAUAUGAUAUCAUACAACCUGGUGGAAUUCGGUGUACUAGUUUAUAAUUAUUUUUGUAACAAUAAUCUGGCUAAUUUCGUGGUAAAUAUAAUUUAGUAAAUUGUUUGCUUGUCAGGAAGACAUUAAUUCCUGCUGGAGAAUUUUGUAAUACACUAUUGAAGAAUAUUUUUGAAAUGAAAUUCGAAUUGUAUGACAUAAAUAGUAAAUGUACUUGUGUAGCAUAAUUACAUAAUGACAUUUAUGUAUAAAUACUUGAUUCGUUGCCAACUUGCGCCAAUGUUAUGCAUAGCUUAACUAUGGCGCAAGCUACAAGGAGUGAAGUAUAUACAUAAAUGCAGUUAAUAGAAUUUGUGAGUUUUGACGAGUGUAUACAAAUGUGCGUAUUAAAACUAAUUUGUAACUCAUUAUAUUUUUGGUACUCUAACAAAUACUGAGAUUAAUAUUCUUAUAAAUUUGAAAUACAGGAAAUUUCCAAAAAA